AUGGAUUCUGUAUUAUCACCCAAUACCUCCGCCUUUCUCAAUUACCUCAACACCCUUCCCAACGAAUCCGCUUCUUCCGACAAUGUCGAUACAAACCAGACUUCAUUCCCUCCUUCUGCAUUCUUCAAUACUAUGCCCGUACCUGGAAGAGAUACCCCUGAAGAUACUCCACCUUCAGCCACAGAGGAGACUUCCAUCUCUCCACCAGAUAAGAGAGAUGGUACAUCCAGUGUAUCCGAUGAUUCCGACGACGAAGAUAUCGAGGGGGGAAAGUCGACGAAGAGGAGAGUGAGUGGAGCCGGAGCGAACAAAAGGAAAGCAAAUUCGGGUCAUAGGAAAUCUAUCAUUGAAGAUGUUGAAGACGAUGAUGAUGACUCUGAAUCCGAUGACGUCUCUGGACACGAAGACAAGAGAGCACACAACAAUAACAAAGGUACGAAUUCUGGUAAAGGUUCAGGCAAGAAAGGGGGCAGGAAGUCAAAUGGAGAGGGAAAAGAACCAAACAAGGCUGCUAGACGGAAAGAGCAAAACAGAGCUGCACAAAAAGCAUUCAGGGAAAGACGAGAGAACAAAGUGAAAGACCUCGAAGAAAAAGUAGCCGAACUCGAAGCCAAAUCAUACGGUGCAUCAGUCGAAAAUGAGAAUCUACGUGGUAUCCUCAAAAGAUUACAAGAAGAAAAUAUUUCACUCAAACAAUCUGCCUUUACAUUCUCCAUGCCUGUCAAUGGUAAUACUGGUUCUAGUACACCGACGAAUAAAACACCUCCUUCAUUUAACAUACCUCGACCUCAAACUGCGAAACCACCUACUCCACCUCAUUCUUCAACUGAUGAUAGCCUGAAGAGUAUCAACGAGAUCUCCGUUCCAGCACCUAAUGGUCGAAUAAGCGAUUCUCCUGAAUCCCUGGUGUCCAUCAACAGUAGUAGUGGUAAUAUCACUGAUGUCAGCCCUCCACCACAACCCGAUUUACUCCGUUCAGAUGCAUACAACGCAUUCUUGUUUGGGGCCGGUCGACCGCGAGUCAGCCCCGUACAAUCAUCGGUCCAAUCGAAUUCUCCAGAACGAUUACAAUCAUUCAAUACCUCAUCCAAUGCGUCAAUGACCACUUCGCCUCCUUCAAACAAUCAUACAGACAUGGCCGCAAUAUGGGCAUCUCUCUAUCCUCAAGGUGUGGAAGCUUUGUUGGCUGAUCAAGCGGUAUCGCAAGCGCAAAACAGUGGUACAACCAAUCAAUCGCAAUCGACUGCUUUGUAUGGUAACAACAUCACGACACCUUUCACCUUGCUUAACUCACAGCCUGCAUCCAUGUCAUUUGGUCCCACCGGCGAAACGAUGUGGGAUCCCGUCUCCUUAUCUCAAACCUCUUCUCAACAUCAAAACCAGUUCCAGCAGCCACAACAAGUACAACAAUCACAGCAAAUACAGCAACAACCUCAACCUCAAGUGCAACAACCCAUUCAGAAUCAACCGCAACAAGCACACGAUUUCAACCGAUUCGCUUUCCGUGAACCUACUUCUGAAGUUGCGGCAGUGACAGAGCCCAUGAACAAUUGGAAUGAUAUUACCGAUAAUAGCGUCUCAGACUUCCUCGCCUCAUUAACGGGUAACAACAAUGUUGAUACUGACAUGAAAGUUACAACUGAAGAUGAGGCGUUCAACGCACAAUUACAACAGAUUUUCGGCGGAAAUUCACCUUCGCAAUUGUUCAACUUGGGUACAGCUCCUCAACCUGCUGAAACCAAUGUCAAUCCUUUCAGUCCAAACAACUACUUGAACAUGUCACCCUCACCCCUAAACUCCAACGGUCAAUCACCACAGUCAUCAGGAUCAGGUUCAGGUUCAGGAUCAAUGUCCAAUGAGAAAUCAUCAUAUAAUUCACCUCAAUCUUCGACUUCCAGUGGACCAAGUGCAUUAAGUACAUUUGGUCCACCAAAAGCACCAUGUGAAAUUGUACAUGUAGUAGAUGAGCAUGGUAACGUCGUUAAACCAAGUGAUCUAUGGAUGAAAUACACUAUGGGUGAUGAUGCGACUUCAAGGAAUAUCGUAGAUCAUUUAUUGAUUGAUGAUUUAUGUGAUCAAAUGAGAUCAAAAGCGACUUGCAAAGACGGUCGAAUGGAAUUAUCAGUCAAAGACGCUGAAAUGAUGUUUGGAAUCGAAGGUGAUCAACAGCAUAAAGAUCGAAUAGCAAGAAUGAAAAGUAGAGUAACGAAUAUUUGA
This is a messenger RNA of Kwoniella shivajii, 2217 nucleotides long. RefSeq lists its product as uncharacterized. Gene Ontology annotation, cellular component: RNA polymerase II transcription regulator complex. The transcript is spliced from 5 exons. The record is from RefSeq and is a predicted model, not a curated record. Bases 1 to 2217 code for a protein of 738 amino acids. NCBI's taxonomy places the organism in Eukaryota, Fungi, Basidiomycota, Tremellomycetes, Tremellales, Cryptococcaceae. Gene Ontology annotation, biological process: regulation of DNA-templated transcription. Gene Ontology annotation, molecular function: transcription cis-regulatory region binding; DNA-binding transcription activator activity, RNA polymerase II-specific.